CUUUGGUUAACAGUUCUAUUUCCUGAUUAAAGUGUUUUGGGUGUAUUUUUAUUUUUGCAGUAAAUCUCACAAAUUAUUAUUGUUGUUACCAUUUUUGUAAAGAAAAUGACGCUUCCGGAAUUCUUUGGUUGCGCUUUCAUCGCGUUCGGGACACCGUUUGCAAUGUUUGUUUUCACAAUAGCAAAUGAUUCAAUUCGUAUCAUUAUCCUCAUCGCAGCAGCCUUCUUUUGGCUACUAUCGCUCUUGGCAUCUUCCCUACUUUGGUUCGCUCUUGUGCCAAUACGAGAAUACCUUUGGUUUGGUGUCAUAUUUUCUGUAUUAUUUCAAGAAAGUUUUCGAUAUAUAAUUUAUCGUAUACUGAGACGUACAGAACAAGGGCUUCAAGCGGUAUCCGAAAAUCCGGGCGUAAUCGAAAACAAACAUAUACUAGCUUAUGUAUCUGGACUUGGAUUUGGUAUCAUAUCAGGCUUGUUUUCAAUGGUGAAUCUUCUUGCAGAUAUGUCCGGUCCAGGAACGAUGGGACUUAAAGGCGGCUCAGAUAUUUUCCUUAUAACCUCGGCUACGCAAGCACUUGCCAUGAUAUUAUUACACACUUUCUGGAGCGUCAUUUUCUUUAAUGCAUUUGAUAUUAAUAAUUAUUUCCACAUAGUUUACGUUGUUGUCACUCAUCUCUUUGUUUCUCUUAUCACAUUGCUUAAUGCAAAUGAAUUGUACAUAGCUACAUUAUUGCCAAACUACAUUGUUCUAUUAGCUACAGCAGCAUUAGCAUUUAAGGUAGCAGGUGGAAGCAAAACAUCGCUCUUACGUUUUAUAAAGUGUCAAUGAGAUAAGCAUUUUCCUUCUAACAUCAACUACUCUUACUUCGUUUAUGCGUUCGAAUUCAUGAUUUUAUCAUUUCACAAAAACAAUAAUUGCAGUGUAUUUUACACAGCAUUUACAAAUUCAUGAAUUGGAAGUAUUUUUUGAAAAAUUCAUAUAUUGGUAAAUUCCUUCAAAUCAUGUAUUUUAUCACACACAAAGGUAGUAAUUACUUAUUCAAUAAAUCAUAACGCAGUAAUAUAAAAAUAGUUAAGACUAAAUUGCUAAAAUAAUAAUAUGUAUAUUAAU
Ceratitis capitata (Mediterranean fruit fly) is the source of this 1107-nucleotide messenger RNA. RefSeq names its product gamma-secretase subunit Aph-1 (gene aph-1). The transcript has 2 exons. Gene Ontology annotation, molecular function: protein-macromolecule adaptor activity. Bases 106 to 825 code for a protein of 239 amino acids. The record is from RefSeq and is a predicted model, not a curated record. Gene Ontology annotation, cellular component: endoplasmic reticulum; gamma-secretase complex; membrane. Gene Ontology annotation, biological process: Notch receptor processing; Notch signaling pathway; positive regulation of catalytic activity. NCBI's taxonomy places the organism in Eukaryota, Metazoa, Arthropoda, Insecta, Diptera, Tephritidae.